AUGGUUUCUUCUGCUAUGGAUUUGCAGGGUCAAGAAGCCGCUGGAUCAGAUAUUAUUCUUCCUACAAGCAAACAAAUUUCUCAAAAAAUUGGUGCACCUUCCAUUAAGGGUAGAUUGUUCGAAGAGCAGUUGACUCCUGAGGGUGACUUUGCUUCAAAGGUCAGGAAACCAUACACAAUCACGAAACAAAGAGAAAGAUGGACCGAAGAAGAGCACAAAAAGUUUCUUGAGGCGUUAAAACUUUACGGUCGAGCAUGGAGAAAAAUAGAAGAGCAUGUGGGCACAAAAACUGCAGUACAAAUUCGAAGCCAUGCGCAAAAGUUUUUCUCCAAGGUUGUUCGCGAGUCUAAUAGUGGUGAUGCCAGCUCUGUGAAACCAAUUGAUGUCCCCCCUCCUAGGCCCAAAAGGAAGCCAAUGCAUCCAUAUCCUCGUAAGCAGGUUUCUCCCGUCAAAACUGUAAUCUCAGCGCUUGAGAAAACAUCAAGUUCUCUAUCUCCCAAUCUGUCUGCCUCACAGCAGGAAAACCAAUCUCCGACAUCUGUAUUGUCUGCAAUUGGUUCGGAUGCUACAAUGUAUUCUGAUAUGUAUGGAAGCCCGUCCCCAAUUUCAUCUGCUGCUGUCAAUGGUGGUGCUGUUUUUCGUUCUGAAGCAGCUAACUUUUUGUCAGCAGAAUCCAAAUCUUCUCCUGGCCAAGAAGAUGUUCGUUCAAGUACAGAAGAACAAGCUCCUUCGAAACUGGAGCUGCAAUAUGAAGAUAAUGCUUUAGUUAAGGAAGAGUCAACGGAAUCAACCAUGCAGUGUUUGAAGCUGUUUGGCAAGACGUUUCUAGUAACUGAUCCUCAGGGACCAUCUUUUCCUACUGGAACUUGCAAAAUGCAGGAACUAGACAGAAAUGACGGUGCAUGUUACCAGGCACUGCCAUGUAAUAUUGUGCAUCUAAGUUCUUUGUCGAGGCAUUCUGAAUGUACAUGGAGUGGCUUAUCUCGCAGAUUACCUGAACCAUUCCAUUACAUUGAGUCAAUGGACAAUGAAUCAAACCAUGUAGAGGCUUGUCCCGUCACUGUCCAAUUGUCUUCCCUUUGUGGCUAUGCAACACGCACACCUUUGCAGGUCCAUAAUCCAAUCCCAAUCAAGGCUUGUCAAUCGUUUGAUAAGAUAGAAGAGGAGAAAUGUGAUGGGAAGGAUGGAUAUUCAAUAGGUUCAAAUACGGAUAUAGGUAGUGCAUCGCUUGUUGGAGAUAAGAAUGGGGAUGUAGAAGCUCAGAGUAGUAUUCUUUCCACCGAAGGGGAAGGAAAGGAAGCAAAGAAAGCGGUUUCACUUUCCUCCAGAAUAAGCAAGAAAGCUAGAACAAAUGCAAUGGGUUGCAAGAAGGGCUUUGUGCCGUAUAAAAGAUGUUUAGCUGAGAGGGAUCUUAACUUGUCAACAAUGAUAACCGGGGAGGAGAGGGAGGAGCAGAGGAUCCGCCUUUGCUUGUAG
Fraxinus pennsylvanica is the source of this 1476-nucleotide messenger RNA. NCBI's taxonomy places the organism in Eukaryota, Viridiplantae, Streptophyta, Magnoliopsida, Lamiales, Oleaceae. The record is from the annotation of a GenBank genome assembly.